AUGAACCCCCUCCCCACAAUUACUAACUCCCUAAUAUAUAUUGUUCCAAUUCUUCUAGCCGUAGCAUUUCUCACUCUUGUUGAACGGAAAAUUAUUGGGUAUAUACAACACCGUAAAGGCCCAAACGUAGUCGGACCCUACGGGCUUCUUCAACCAAUUGCCGACGGAGUAAAACUUUUUAUUAAAGAGCCAGUACGCCCCACUGCCUCCUCAACAACACUAUUUAUUCUAGCCCCAACUCUCGCACUAACUCUCGCACUUUUAAUUUGAACCCCCCUCCCUAUACCAUUUCCUAUGGCCAACGUCAAUUUAACCCUACUCUUUAUCAUAGCUGUCUCCAGCCUCUCCGUUUAUUCAAUUUUAACAUCGGGCUGAGCCUCCAACUCAAAAUACGCCUUGAUCGGGGCCCUUCGAGCAAUCGCACAAACUAUUUCCUACGAAGUAAGUCUUGGCCUUAUCUUAUUAGCAGCAAUCAUUUUUAUAGGCAAUUUUUCUAUAUUAACCUUUUCAACUGGACAAGAAGCAAUCUGACUUAUUAUCCCCGCCUGACCCCUCGCAACAAUAUGGUACGUGUCUACCUUAGCCGAAACAAAUCGUUCACCCUUUGACCUAACUGAGGGGGAGUCAGAAUUAGUCUCAGGCUUUAAUGUAGAAUACGCCGGAGGCCCCUUUGCCUUAUUUUUUCUUGCAGAAUAUGCUAAUAUUAUACUGAUAAACACUAUUUCCGUAAUUAUUUUUUUAGGGGAUUCAUUAAAUUUAUUACUGCCAGAAAUAAUAACUUCUCUCCUAAUGCUUAAAACAACGGCCCUUUCCCUAGUAUUUUUAUGAGUUCGAGCAUCAUACCCCCGAUUUCGCUAUGAUCAAUUAAUACACCUAAUUUGAAAAAAUUUCUUACCCCUGACUCUAUCCCUCAUUAUUUUGCACAUCUCUGCUCCUUUGGCUUUUACAGGACUCCCCCCUCAAUUUU
Messenger RNA from Protopterus annectens (West African lungfish), 967 nucleotides. NCBI's taxonomy places the organism in Eukaryota, Metazoa, Chordata, Ceratodontiformes, Protopteridae. The record is from the annotation of a RefSeq genome assembly.